This is a messenger RNA of Coffea eugenioides, 624 nucleotides long. Its product is annotated as UDP-glycosyltransferase 85A8-like. The coding region runs from base 1 to 624 and encodes 207 amino acids. The record is from RefSeq and is a predicted model, not a curated record. The transcript is spliced from 3 exons. Lineage: Eukaryota; Viridiplantae; Streptophyta; Magnoliopsida; Gentianales; Rubiaceae.
AUGCCUCCUUCUGAUGCCGACUCCGCCCAAGAUAUGCCCUCUCUCUCUAAAUCCACCUCCAAGACAUGUUUAGCUCCCUUUUCUAGCCUCCUUUCGAGACUUUCCAAGGCUGCCCCAGAUGUCCCACCGGUGACUGGCAUAAUCCCCGAUGGCAUCAUGAGCUUCACCGCCAAAGCUGCCCAACAAUUUGGCCUUCCCGAAGUACUUUUUUGGACUCCUAGUGCUUGCGGCAUGUUAGCGUACAUGCAGUAUUGCCACCUUGUUAAACAGGGAUACAUACCUCUCAAAGCCAUCUUGCCACUAGAAUUUCUGACCAAAACUAAAGAAAGAGGCAAGCUGGUGCUCACCAGCACAAGUUCUAAAUCAUCCUGUAGUUGGAGGCAGCAGACCAACUGCAGGUAUAGCUGCGCGGAGUGGGAAAUGGAGAUCAACAAUGAUGUGCAGAGAGGCGAAAUAGAGGUGCUUGUGAGAGAACUGAUGGAUGGUGAGAAGGGACAAAAGAUGAGGAACAAGGCUUUGGACUGGAAGAACAAAGGUGAAGCAGCUGCAGGACCACACGGACAGUCUUACCAGAAUUUGGACCAACUUAUCAACGACUUGCUUCUCCCUAUAUUGUCCAAUUAA